This is a messenger RNA of Symbiodinium sp. CCMP2456, 1355 nucleotides long. Lineage: Eukaryota; Dinophyceae; Suessiales; Symbiodiniaceae. The record is from the annotation of a GenBank genome assembly.
AUGUCUGAGGCUGGUCUUCGCUGGACGGUUCGCCUGGGAUGCUUGUGGGGUCAGGUCACCACGUAUGUGAUCCCCGGAAAGGCCCCCUUCUUACUGAGCCGGAAGGUUUUGGAAGGGAUGCAAGCUAAGCUCGACUUGGGAAAGCUUACGAUCACAAGUGACAAGCAUGGCCUUUCCCAAACCCCUCUUGCUCAAGCCGCCAACGGUCACUUGUUGAUUUCUCUCCUCCCGGACGUGCACCCAGAGGUGUCAUUCCAGGAAGGCCCCGAGGAAGUCGCCUUCAAUGUGGAACCUGAAGGCCCGUCCGAGGGUGAAGCAGCUGAGCCUUGCAAUUCCACUACGGCUGAUAACCGAGUUGCCCCGAAGGAACGACUGCCCGUAAGAAUCACCCAAGCCGAUCUACGGAAGCACUUUCAGACAGUCAUGAAGCACACUAGAUAUACACAGGUAGAUGUAGGCACUCACAGGCACCCGUUGCGAAUGAUUUUCGGUGGUGAUGUUGACUGCGCCCUGUGUGCCUAUCGACCCAGGUAUGAGCGAACGCCUAAGCAAGCUGCUAGCAAGGACAUGUAUCGAGCUGUGGCCCACCUCACCCCGAAGGGUGAGCUUCAAGUGUCUGAGUGGAGUGCCCGCCCUGCUUGCGCAAGGCGUGCCGAGUAUGAUCGGCCCGGAGCAUGCAUCUUCGCCUACCGGCACGCUUCGGCAGAAGUGCCUGAGACACAGCCAGUGCAACCUCCGGUAGCCUGCAGUGCCAAUAAGACACCUGAAGCUGAGUUGCCUGACCCUGCAGAACAUGUCCCUCCUGAAUCCCUCCGUGCUGAGGCGGGCACGACAGCGACACCGACGGAGCAGUGUGACUGCUGUGAGCCGGAUCAGUCAAGCGAGGAGACCACCCCUGCUAUCCAAGAAAGUAGGAUCGCCAGACAGGUCGAAGCAGUGCGCAGAGUUCCGUUUCAGCUGGCCCUGGCCACACUCAAGGAGCAGCCCCAGCAGGUUGAGUUAGAACUUCAAGAAUGGCUAGGUCCCCAGGGUUCUAGGCUAGCUGAAGAGAUCGGGUUGAUAGAGGUGUUUGCUGGAGCAGCGGUGCUCUCUAAGCAGUCUGAGCGCCGACGAGGGCUUACCAGUAUCAAACUAGGAACGGAAUACGGUCAAGACUUCAGCCGUGCCCGUGACCGUCGUUUGCUGCUCCUGCUACUGGGCAGAUGCCGCCCCAAAGACGUGUGGUUCUCAUGGCCGAGUGGUUGUUGGUCGAGCUGGUCUAAGGGUGUCAUAGCUAAGGGUGGUGCAAGUGCAAAGGAGAUCCUAGCUAGACGCCGCCAGGAGAAGCCCUUCCUUAGCCUGUUUGAGCAAGCGUG